Messenger RNA from Prunus armeniaca (apricot), 825 nucleotides. Lineage: Eukaryota; Viridiplantae; Streptophyta; Magnoliopsida; Rosales; Rosaceae. The record is from the annotation of a GenBank genome assembly.
AUGCCAUCUUCAUCGCUUCGAUCUUCUUCGGAGUCGGAGAGCAGCAGCCAGGAGUACCUGCAAAGACUCUUAGACUCGGGCCGCCCCAUCCUCCGUGGCGAGCUGGAGGCGAUCGACGAGAAUUUGCCUUCACUUGUGGGUGUGCUGCGCUCAGUUGGAGCAGGCCGUGAAGUGGUCCGCAGCCAUGUUGGGGAUGCUGCAGAACGCUUGAUUCACUUGUUCUGUGUCGUCCCAAGACAGUCUCUAAUUCACGAUGACCUUUUGUUCCACUACACAGACUCGGAGCUCGUUGAACAUCUCAAACAAUCUGAGGUAUCGCUUGCUGCCCCUGCCACUAAUUCCAAUUCUAAUAAUCAGGAUCAGAUUCAGGAGGAUCACUCAGCAGCGCCUUGGAGUUGGAGGAAGAAACUGCAAACUCUUGUUCCUGCUAAUGGGAUUACAGUGAAGCACAUAAAGACCGGGGAAGAUGUCUUGGUCUCAAGGAGGGUAGUUGCAGUGUUUCUUAUGAUGACAACGGCAGAUUUCAGUGACCAACUUUUUGGUUUCCAGGACGAGCUGUUUGAUAACAUAGAUGGCCGCCUUGAGUUCAAGGGCAACAACUAUGCAGCUCUGUGGCCUGGCGAUGGCAAGCCGGGGCUUUGGAUGAAUUCCAUAUCAAGAAUGGCUGCAAUAUACACUCUGAUCGUGAGAGAGGAAGCGAUUUUUGUUCAAGAGAGGAAAAUUACUAGUGCUACUGCAACUGGAGACAAGUUGGACAAAUCUAGAGAUGAAGAUAUUGAGCUGGUGGUGCCACCGACAAGUGCACAAGGGUUCUGGAUGAAUUAG